AGUCAUCCCCACUUGCCGCUAUUCCUUGAACUAAUAAAAGAACAAAAUUGAAAAAUUGUACGUUUAAAAUAAAAUUGAAAACCGCACUUUCAGAGGAGAAGUGCCAGCUUUUUUCUCCGUCGUCUGCUUUCGUUCUUUGGGUUUUCGUCUUCUUUCUUCUUCUUGCCUUCUCUUAACGCGUUCUAAUCACGCCAAAAUAAGAUUUUUUUUUUCUCUUGCUGUCUUGGGUUUUAAUUUGAAGAAAUGGCAAUGAACUUUGGGACGAUGGACAGUGCUUAUUUUGUUGGGAGGAAUGAGUUGUUGACGUGGAUCAACAACAGCCUUCAACUGAAUCUUUCUCGCAUUGAAGAGGUUGCAUCAGGGGCGGUGCAAUGCCAAAUAAUGGACAUGACCUACCCAGGAGUUGUUCCAAUGCACAAGGUAAAUUUUGACGCUAAGACUGAAUAUGAUUUUAUCCAAAAUUACAAGGUCCUGCAGGAUGUAUUCAAUAAAUUGAAAAUUGAAAAGCAUAUUGAGGUCAACAAGCUUGUUAAAGGCCGACCUUUGGACAACUUGGAGUUCUUACAAUGGCUGAAACGCUAUUGUGAAUCUGUAAAUGGUGGCAUCAUGAAUCAGAACUACAAUCCUGUGGAACGAAGAAGUAAAGGUGGGAAGGAGCGGAUCUCUAAGAAUGGCUCACAGAAGAUUUCAAAAUCAUUACAGGCUAACAAUAUGCAUAAUGCUGGCUUUGGGGAUACAGUUGGCCACAAUAAAGCUUCUGGGCCCAGACCUGGUAAGACAGAUGCUGCAGCAGGUGGAACUAAUUCUUUGGAAGAGAUUCAAGCUUUGUCCAAGGAGAUUACAGAUCUAAAGCUCUCUGUGGACCUUUUGGAGAAAGAAAGGGACUUUUACUUUGCCAAAUUGCGGGAUAUGGAAAUACUUUGUCAGACUUCUGGAUUGGAGGAAAUUCCUAUGUCUGUAGCAGUCAAGAAGAUAUUGUAUGCUGCUGAUGCAGAACAGUCAGCACUAGCAGAAGCUCAGGAGUAUUUGAUGGAGUAUCUGAAUGGUGCUGAUAAUGGAGCAGGAGAUGAUUGAUUUUUAACCAAGACAAUAGGGGCCCGUGUGCUUUGAAGGUGAAACAGGUAUAAGCCCUUGUUUACGAGCAUAGGGCGUCCAGGGCUCCUAAUAUCAUCCAAUUGGAAGUUGGAACUGUAGGAUUUUUCAUUUCUCUGUUUCCUUUUUGUGCUUGAUGAAUGAUUGUGAACUAAAUUAAUGACUAAUUUAUUGGUGGUAAGUACUGCUGGUUUAUUUCUUUA
Mangifera indica (mango) is the source of this 1295-nucleotide messenger RNA. RefSeq names its product microtubule-associated protein RP/EB family member 1A. The transcript is spliced from 8 exons. NCBI's taxonomy places the organism in Eukaryota, Viridiplantae, Streptophyta, Magnoliopsida, Sapindales, Anacardiaceae. Gene Ontology annotation, molecular function: microtubule plus-end binding. The record is from RefSeq and is a predicted model, not a curated record. Gene Ontology annotation, cellular component: spindle midzone; microtubule organizing center; cytoplasmic microtubule. Bases 244 to 1074 code for a protein of 276 amino acids. Gene Ontology annotation, biological process: regulation of microtubule polymerization or depolymerization; thigmotropism; spindle assembly.